Messenger RNA from Motacilla alba alba, 1648 nucleotides. RefSeq names its product melanocortin 4 receptor (gene MC4R). NCBI's taxonomy places the organism in Eukaryota, Metazoa, Chordata, Aves, Passeriformes, Motacillidae. Gene Ontology annotation, molecular function: melanocyte-stimulating hormone receptor activity. The transcript has 2 exons. Gene Ontology annotation, cellular component: membrane. Gene Ontology annotation, biological process: G protein-coupled receptor signaling pathway. The record is from RefSeq and is a predicted model, not a curated record. Bases 303 to 1298 code for a protein of 331 amino acids.
GCAGCCAGCAUGCACUGCCUGACAGUGAGACUGGGGCUUGCUUUUUGAAAAUAGUUCCUGCUCUGCAGCAGUCACUUGGGCAUUUUAUGGUCACAUCUCUUUAAUGGAAAGCACCAAAAAUCCUUGCAGCAUCCCAGUGAACUAAAGAGGAACUGACCAUAUGGGACAAUCUGAUGCACACAUAGAGACUGUUGGGACUCUGUGACAUAGAUCACCAAGCUGAAAAGCCAAAGAAGGUUUUCAAAUGAAUGCAAAAGGAACGGGAGUUUUAAAAGCAGGAAGCCGAAAGGGAUCUCCAUAAGAUGAAUUUCACCCAGCAUCGUGGGACACUCCAGCCUCUCCAUUUCUGGAACCACAGCUACAGACUGCACAGAGGAGCCAGCGAGCCCAAUGCGAAGGGCCACUCCUCAGGAGGUUGCUACGAGCAACUCUUUGUAUCCCCUGAAGUGUUUGUGACUCUGGGCAUCAUCAGCUUGCUGGAGAACGUCCUGGUCAUUGUGGCGAUAGCCAAGAACAAGAACCUCCAUUCACCCAUGUACUUCUUCAUCUGUAGCUUGGCAGUGGCUGACAUGCUAGUGAGUGUAUCUAAUGGAUCAGAAACCAUUGUCAUCACGCUGCUAAACAACACAGACACAGAUGCACAGAGCUUUACCAUAAACAUUGACAAUGUCAUCGACUCAGUCAUUUGCAGUUCCUUGCUUGCAUCAAUUUGCAGUCUUCUCUCAAUAGCAGUGGACAGGUACUUUACUAUCUUUUACGCCCUCCAGUACCAUAAUAUCAUGACAGUGAAGCGUGUAGGGGUUAUCAUCACAUGCAUCUGGGCUGCUUGCACAGUCUCAGGCAUUUUGUUCAUCAUUUACUCUGACAGCAGUGUUGUCAUCAUCUGCCUAAUCAGCAUGUUCUUCACUAUGCUCAUUCUCAUGGCAUCCCUCUAUGUCCACAUGUUUAUGAUGGCUCGUAUGCACAUAAAAAAGAUUGCUGUUCUUCCAGGGACUGGCCCUGUUCGCCAAGGGGCCAACAUGAAAGGGGCCAUCACUCUCACCAUCCUGAUUGGAGUUUUUGUUGUGUGCUGGGCUCCAUUUUUCCUACACUUGAUUUUCUACAUCUCCUGCCCCUACAACCCUUACUGUGUGUGCUUCAUGUCCCACUUUAAUUUCUACCUCAUCCUCAUCAUGUGCAAUUCCAUCAUUGAUCCACUUAUCUAUGCAUUCCGGAGUCAGGAGCUCAGGAAAACAUUCAAGGAGAUUAUAUGCUGCUGUAGCCUGAGAGGGCUUUGUGAUUUCCCUGGCAAAUAUUAAACUGAAUGGAUGGAUAUGUUACUGUGUGCACAACAGGCAGCACGGAUUUCCAAGUCUUUGGAUCCUUUUUCUCAGCAGAAUUUGGUUUAAAUCUUUAGGAGUGAGCACCUCUUUCUGUCUCCCCCCCCCCCCCCCCCCAUUCUUGUAUUCCAUUCAUGUGGAAUUCAUAUUUCUGUAUAAUGUUCAUGAUGUCUAUAGUUUGUAAUUUAUUUGGCUGGAAAGAGCAGUAGCACUUCAUACCAGUUUGUAAGUAAGUAAAUAAAUGUAAUGAUGAAUGUGAAAUAGUAACAAACAUGAGCAACUCUAUAUUCCAACUGCUGACAAAAUAAAUAUCUUGCCUCAUUUACAGU